This is a messenger RNA of Vanrija pseudolonga, 1722 nucleotides long. RefSeq lists its product as uncharacterized. Gene Ontology annotation, cellular component: nucleus. Gene Ontology annotation, biological process: positive regulation of transcription by RNA polymerase II. Bases 1 to 1518 code for a protein of 505 amino acids. The transcript has 6 exons. NCBI's taxonomy places the organism in Eukaryota, Fungi, Basidiomycota, Tremellomycetes, Trichosporonales, Trichosporonaceae. Gene Ontology annotation, molecular function: transcription cis-regulatory region binding; DNA-binding transcription factor activity. The record is from RefSeq and is a predicted model, not a curated record.
AUGAGGCCAAGGUGGGUUGCUUCGUCGCAACGCAGAGCUGACUGGACACAGCCGCGGUGCUCGAACUGCGCACGGCGAAAGGGGAGAGAGUGCGAGUAUCCCCUCCAAAGCAGCAGCUUGCAUCAGCCCGACCCGCAACUCGUUGUCCUUACCCCGCGCCGGCGAAGCCCGUCCCCGGCGCCCAUCGCACACGAGCUGUACCAGCCCUACCUGGCCGCGCAGUACCGCAAGGAGAUAAUCGACCGCAUGGUCGUCGGCCUACUUGACGCCGAGCUGAAGAGCCAGCGCAUGCUGAGCCACCGGCGGCCAUCACUCGCGGACAACAUUCUCUCCAAGCUCCCCGUGCCGCCCGAGUCCCCAGCGCACAGCCUGCUCCAAUACCUCCUCUCGACGCUCCGGCGGUCCUUCGACGCGGUCGACGUGGACCCGGACGCGCGGCUCGCGUGCUCCGCGGCUGCGUUCUUCGCGGGCUCGCUGGGCCAGCCGCUGUCCCUCCCGCACGGGCACUUCAACGUCCUCCAGCUCGAGUACAUGCACAAGGUGCGGUCUGAGGCUGCAGCCGCACCCGCGACUGGCCGAUUGGCCGCGACGAACGUCACGCUCCUGCUGAGCCAGAUGCUCGACCGCACGCCCGGGAAAUGGCGCGGCCAGCUCCGCGCGACUACCGAGUGGGCGAUCAGUCGCGGCGGUACGGGGUGGGUGCUGGGCGUCGCGCCGCCUGCUAUGGGCUUCUCGGGGCCGCGCAAGGAGAUCCUGCAUCCGCUGCCUAUCGCUCUGAGCGCGGACUUUAACGCUGCGCUCAGUGUCUUCGCGAGCCUGACCGACGGGUCGCUCCCGAUCCAGAUCAUGCCUGGCCCACGACACGCCUGGCUUCUUCAGUCGCGCGCCCUCCAGCUCGACCUCGCGCCCUCGAUGCCAGACUUCUUCGAGUCGAUGCUCGGCAUGCCCCGCGUGCUGGUCCUGUGCCUCGCCAACGCCGUGUCGCUUGUUUCCCAGCGGCAGGCGGCGAGCGAGCAGCAGCAGUCCGACGUGGUCAAAGACCAGCUAGAGCACGAGGCGGCGACACUAAGGAUGGAGCUGGAGCAUAUUUGGCCGGUGCGACUCGCGGCGCGGCAGGACCCACGGAGGAUCCAGUAUGGCGGGCAAAUCUGGCGCCUGGCGAUCCUCAUUCUCGUCAUCCACAAGGCACAGGGGUUCUCCACAGCAUCGGCGGACCUCAGCGGCGCUGUUACGGCGAUCCUAGAGCUGCUGUCCGAAGCAGCCGUCGACGGGACAGGGUUGAGCGGGUGGCUUUGGCCGGUGCUGCUGGCAGCCUGUGCCACCCGUGAUGCCAAGCAGCGGGCGGCGCUGAGGGACCUACUGCCGUUGUGUACGAGCUCGGUGGGGCAGCUUGAUCACUCGGACGUGGCCAACACUAUCCUCGACACAGUCUACACUCACCACGACGCCGGCGACCCAGACUACCAUGUGCGAGAGGCGAUCCACGACCACCCCGACAUCGACGUUAUCCUCCUGUAGCCUGCAGCGGUUACAGGCGGCAUCCCAGCGCGCCCCGCGACCGGGGCGACGAAUCGAUGCCAGCGGGGAAUGUUGUAAUCGCCGCAAUGUUGGUGCGAGGCCUUAUCGCCUAGCGUGGGAUCGACGGGCAUGAGUCUCAAUGCGAUGACGCUGGUGGCACCGGCGUCGUCACACGUUACAACCCUUCGGGCCGCGAGCGCCGAU